AUGGCUAUUGAUAUCCCUAGACAAGUGAUUGAAAAACUUGUGUUUUUCACCGUGGCAAUGAUUGUCUUGCCAUUGGUCACCUUCUUCUCAUUACAACAAUAUACCGACAACACCCUUAUUAGUGGCGGUUCUGCUGCUCUCAUGGCCAAUGUUGUUUUGGUUGGUUAUUUGAUCGUGGCUUUCACCGAAGAAAUACCCGUCAAUGAUGGCGAGGAAAAGAAGGAUGCAAAGAAGGAGAAGUGA
This is a messenger RNA of Saccharomycopsis crataegensis, 243 nucleotides long. RefSeq names its product Vma21p (gene VMA21). Lineage: Eukaryota; Fungi; Ascomycota; Saccharomycetes; Ascoideales; Saccharomycopsidaceae. The transcript is spliced from 2 exons. The coding region runs from base 1 to 243 and encodes 80 amino acids. Gene Ontology annotation, cellular component: endoplasmic reticulum membrane. The record is from RefSeq and is a predicted model, not a curated record. Gene Ontology annotation, biological process: vacuolar proton-transporting V-type ATPase complex assembly.